Molecule: messenger RNA, 1720 nt
Organism: Mugil cephalus (flathead mullet)
Lineage: Eukaryota; Metazoa; Chordata; Actinopteri; Mugiliformes; Mugilidae
Exons: 5
Coding region: 598-1422 (274 amino acids)
Source: RefSeq, a predicted model, not a curated record
GGUUGGAAAAUACAUAGGCCAUAUAAAAAUAUUUUUCCAAUUCUAGACAUAUUUUAGUCUAACCUCGGACACCGUCCACUAUAGUAGGCUAAUGAUUUCUCCAAAUUAAAACUUAAUAGGCUUAAUGGUUCCUUUUCAAUGCGUGGUCGCCAUCUAGCGGACUAACAACUCAUAGCACACAUCUUGUAAAUUUAUCAUCCGUGCUCCAGACUUCAACAUCUGUUAUAAAAAAAUAAAUUAAUAAAAAAUGAGCGGAAGGUCACAAGAUCAACGGAUGGAGGGAAUCUGGCGACCAAGUCACGUUGCAGUCCACAUACCGACUAAAAGCAUGAUUUAAAAAAAAAAAAAAGUUGACUUUUAAAGUGGUCGUGUGUUUUGUUUUGAAUCCUCAUACGCGCCAAAAAAAAAAAAAAAAACGCAUCAUCACGUGCAGCGUCCUCGCCUCGAUAACCAGACCCGCAGCUAGAGAGCAACGAGCCGGUGUUUAUUUUUAGAAGCUACCCUCCUUCAAGCCCAUGUUGCUGCGGUCAAUAAUUCAUAGGUAGCAGGCCUGUGCGCGGCGCAAGAGUCAAGAGAGCAGACUGCGACGGCCACAGGAUGCCAGACUCCCGGGGUGCAGCGAUGCCCCGUAAGAAGCAGCAGAAGGCUCAACAUAACGGGGACCAGCAGACCGCAACCGUCAGGAGGCAGCCCGACUCUAAGAGAGCCCAGAAACAGGUCUCCAUGACCACAGAGUACCGGGAGAGGUUCCUGCAACCCAGCUGCUACUCAACAAUCGUCUCAACUUCAAAAAUCCAACGCCCAUACCAUCAACUGAAGGGCACUAGUGCGGAUACCUCCCAAUAUAGAUCUUUCUACGUCUCCCACAAAUGGAUGAGUCAUUCAUCAGCGGCCCCAUGUCCACCAGCACCAGCCAAAGACUUCAAGAGACGCAGAAGCAACCUGGUCAGCUCUGAGCAAGAGAACCAGACGCCACCCGAGAUUGACUUCACGACUAUAUACAACGAUUGCUUCAAAGCUUGGAAAGUGCCCAAGCGGAAGCCGUUCAAGCUGGAAGACAACUUGACAGUCAAGCAAGGAUUCAGUCCCCACGACGAAAAACAGUCCACGACGGCAAACUCCAACCGGGCCUCACGGAACAAAGAACCAAAACCUUUUGAAAGCAUCACCAGCUACAGAGCGGACUACACGGCCAAGAUCCCGCAAGGCGAGGGCCGCUGUCCAAACCAACGAAGUCGUCCAGCCACUAGCGCAUGUGUCUUCGGAGCGAAGCCGGCUUGGGACGUAAACAGAGAACUUAUAAGUGAAGCCAGUGAAUUCUUAAAGCAAUUCAGUAACUGGACUCUUGAAACUAAGUUCCACGGCCACGUGAGAAGGUCGGGUCCACCAGCAGAUCACAAAAUCCAAUCCCGGCACAGAUGACCCAGGACGUCAAAGCCAACCUCGCCACCCAUGCAAACCAGGGACAAAAGCAAGAAACCCUCGCAGGGAAAGACCCACAGCUUAAAAUGAACAAAACCACCGCGUGUAACUGUACAGAGGCCAAGAAGCCAGGAUGUGCCGGUCCAGCUACAUGGACAGAUGUGUAACUGCUGGCUGUGUGAAGCCAUCCCAGGCCCAACAAACAGUCAGCAGCAACACAGUUUUCUCAGAGAAGCUAAGGCUUCACACGUCCUCGCGUAGCUUCCAACUCUGCAGCAAUAAAAGCACGAAUGGUAAU